Caretta caretta (loggerhead turtle) is the source of this 536-nucleotide messenger RNA. RefSeq names its product NADH:ubiquinone oxidoreductase subunit B1 (gene NDUFB1). Lineage: Eukaryota; Metazoa; Chordata; Testudines; Cheloniidae. The record is from RefSeq and is a predicted model, not a curated record. Gene Ontology annotation, cellular component: mitochondrion; respiratory chain complex I.
AGGCCCCGGGGGCUGCACGUUUGUCCACAGCUGGUCGCUGGCUGGGAACACGGCUCCAUCGCGCGGGGCGGGCCGGGGCAGUGGCUGUUAGUGCGGCGUGGGGCUACUUCAGUAAUACAACAGGGCCCGCGUGGAGUGGCGCUCGUCCUCCGAUCGUGUGGUACGGAUUCCGUAAUGCUACUGGCAGCAGCCGGGGCCCCGUGUUAGGUGCUGUACAAGCUCAGUGGCGGCCGCGGCCCCUCCCGGGGAGAGCUUACGAGCACCGCACAAACCGUCUGCAGAACUCGGCGUGUGGCAAUCAUGGUGAAUUUUAUCCAAGCUGUGCGUGAAUACUGGGUCCAUAUUUUGUGUCCCAUGGGAUUUGUUAUUGGAUGCUAUCUGGACAGAAGGAAUGAUGAAAAACUAUCAGCUUUCAGAAACAAGAGCAUGUUAUUUAAAAGGGAAUUGAAACCCGGUGAAGAAGUUACCUGGAAAUAAAGGCUGUCCGUGAAAUGGGAAAUUCUUCCAUGUAAUUAAAUUAACGUGUAUAACAAGUG